UGAUGUAGCUUUAGAAAAAUUGGACCAUUUAUUACACCUUUCCAAUGAGCUGAAAAAUAAACACCCCUGCAGGGAUAGAGAGUGGCUAAUUAUCUGCCAAAGGCUCGUGUGGGGAGUAAUUUACAAUUCCCUCUUAAAGAUCAUCUCUGCCUCAGUUGACUGUUGGCAACCUGCAGUAUUAUUUGUUUCACGCCUCAGAAGAAGACUUAUCAGAGUCAGCUUAAGAAACGAAAGGUAUUGCUAACCAGGAGUCAUAGGUCCGAUGUGCUUCACAUGGCUGGUCGACAGGCUUUAUUUUGUACCCCGCUAUUUUUGAUUUCUCAAAUGUUCCUUGACACUGCCAGUCAGCGGUGUGGCCUAUACUCGACUAAAAAAAUGAGGCUUACGGACCGUACCUGUAAGACGUUCAAGUUUACGCCAGGUACGCUGGAAUGCAGAGAGGCUUGUCGCGUUGAUGUCAGAUGUCAAAGCUAUAAUGUUGUCAUGUUUAUUGCAAUAUGUGAGUUAAACAACCGGACUAAAGAGGCCAGACCAGAGGACUUUCUCAAGGACAAAGACAGAUAUUACAUAGCGAUAGGUCCAAAACGAGUUCCUCUCGGAUCAAUUCGUGAGCUACCUGCUGAGUCGUGUGAGGAAAUCAAGGCGAGUGAAGGAGAACAAGCAGUCAGCGGUAAUUAUUGGCUGGAUUCUACCAGAUCUGGGAACUCCAGUUUAGCUCGUUGUCACAUGAACACAGGAGUUGCAGACUAUUGCGUCAAGCACCAGUGCCAAAAUGAUGCAAAGUGUGUGAAUCGAGAAACAAACUACUCGUGUGCGUGUUACUCAUCAGGUUGGACAGGAAAAUAUUGUGAAAAAGGGUUUGCCUUUGUCAAAAUAUUUUCUCUUUACAGCUGAACAAAUAACAUGGAGGAAAGAUAUCGAAUUUGUAACCUUCGAAGGUUACUAGUGUAGCGGAGAAGAAAAUUCGAACGCACAAGAGAAAUCACGGUUUAAUUAAAUGCGAUCUCAACGAAUGCUUGGAAGACCUGCAUAUUUGUCUGGACAACGCCAUUUGUAACAACACUAAGGGCUCCUACAACUGUACAUGCAAACCAGGAUUUAUUGGAGACGGAAAAAAUAGCU
Stylophora pistillata is the source of this 1122-nucleotide messenger RNA. Its product is annotated as EGF-like repeat and discoidin I-like domain-containing protein 3. Gene Ontology annotation, molecular function: calcium ion binding. The record is from RefSeq and is a predicted model, not a curated record. Lineage: Eukaryota; Metazoa; Cnidaria; Anthozoa; Scleractinia; Pocilloporidae.